AUGGACGUGGAAGGUGAUCUUAGUAAUGAAAACUGGUGGAAACACUUGUGGAGAAGCAAGAUCCAUGAAAGAACCAAAUUCUUCCUUUGGAACUUGGCCAAUGAAGGUCUACCAGUUCUUAAUAAUCUUAUUGCCAGAGGUAUGAGUCUGGAGAAUUUGGAGUGCGGUCACGGAUGUCAGAGUUCAGAAAUAGAAAUCCAUCUUUUUUUCCAUUACGAGAUUGCCAAGAGAUUGUGGAACCAAAUUGUUCAUAAAGGUAGUGUGGACAAUAUUGAGGUAGCAUCUACGGUAGUGAUGAAGAGAUUCCAAGAGCUUAAAGAGGCAAUUAGUAGAGAGGAACCAGUCCACAUCCCUCGGACAAGCGACUUUGCUCUACUAUCCCAUGUUUGGAGAAGGCCUUUGGAAGAUGUCAUCAAGCUUAAUAUAGAUGUAGCUAUUAGAAAUGAAGGUAGCCACCUGGCGGUGGUUGCCAGAAAUUCCAGAGGUAAGGUCCUCCACAUUCAAGCUUUCAAUUCGGCUGUGAACAUUCCAGAGACAGCUGAGUUGGAAGCUAUUUUGAAGGCCAUGCAAGUAGCGAAGAAUUUCAGUUGGAGCAGCGUCCAGUUUGAAUCAGAUACUUUAAAUGUGAUCAGAGCUCUUCAGGAUAAAGACAUUACAAACCUUCACUGGACUGCUGAACCUUUCUUUCACACUAUCUCUUUGUAUUUGGAUUUUUUUAGCAACUUUUCUUUUUGGCCCACCUUAUUAGCCAAUGGGUAG
Messenger RNA from Ziziphus jujuba (common jujube), 759 nucleotides. RefSeq lists its product as uncharacterized. The coding region runs from base 1 to 759 and encodes 252 amino acids. NCBI's taxonomy places the organism in Eukaryota, Viridiplantae, Streptophyta, Magnoliopsida, Rosales, Rhamnaceae. The transcript is spliced from 2 exons. Gene Ontology annotation, molecular function: RNA-DNA hybrid ribonuclease activity; nucleic acid binding. The record is from RefSeq and is a predicted model, not a curated record.